AGCCGGAAGUACUUGACGGCAGCAGUUCCGUAGGCGCAAAAGUGAAGGCGUCCGAAGUGGUCGCUGCUGCUUCUGCUGAGGGGUCGGGAACUGUUGUGGGAAGAGAAGAGAAACGCAAAGCUCUUGGUGCCCUGGGAGGAGUGAGAGAGUCACUUAAAGAGGUGAAGAGGGUGCGAGGACAGAGGCGCAGGAGAGGGCAUGGUGUGGUGGGGGAGAGCCGGCCGCCCGCCCCCACCCGCCAUCGCCCCUCUCCGGCCGGGUGAAUGAGGCUCUCCGUCCGGGCUUGCCCGGGGGCUGCGCGCCGCGGGACCCCAGCAUGAGUGCGGGCCCCGGCUGCAAACCCUGCAGGAAGCGAGCCCGCUGCGGCGCCUCUAAAUCGCCGCCGCCCGCCUCCUCCGGGCCCCUGAGCCAGUCCGGAGGAAAGAGACAGGUGUCGGCCCCUGAGGCCGGCCCGGGGCAGCCCGUCCUGUUCCCUCUUUGGCCGAGGACGCCGUCGUCUUCAUCCGUCGGCUCCCCGGGACCAACAGCGUCUGGGCCACACGGCGUCUGCGGCAAGUUGGGGAACAAAGCUUUCAAACAAAAGACAAUUACCAAUUGGGUGGACACUAAAGAAUUCAACACAGGGUCAAAAAGUUUGCAUAGUAAAGAUAUCAUCAAAACAGAAGGAUCUAAGAUGAGUUCUAUACAGAAAGAUAAUUUUUUCCAACAUAACAUGGAGAAGUUAGAAAAUGUUUCUCAGCUGAGCCAUGCUAAGUCAUCUCAAGAUAAAAAUACAAAGCAUUUCAACCAUCCUCUGACGUUCAGUACCUGUAAGUUGCAAAGUGAAGGAAAACAAAGGGAGCCUUUGGAAGCUGAACCCCAGGAAGUAACUCUCAUGGCAGAUCAGUUUAGAAAUGCUAAUGUGGAUCAAUCACCCCAAAGUGAUGAUCAAAUUCAUCUAGAUUGUGAAGAAGAUAGAGACAAUCGGCAGCUCUUACUGACACCUGUAAAGAUGGCAAAUUCUAAGCAGCCUAUGAAAGAUGUACAACUAGGAGAGGCCUCAAGCAGCCUGCAGCCCAGUAAGUGUUGCCAGCCUGUCCAUGGCACUAGUGCAGGUAGUCAGCAGGAAGAGAUAGAUGUUGUUCCUGAGAGUCCAUUGUCAGAUGGUGGUGGUGGUGAUGUUUUACCUGAUCAGAAAAAUGAUGAGAUGAGCAGACAAGAAAGUCCUGCAGAGUCUCCUCUUGAGAAAGAAAGUGAACCAGAGUCCCCAAUGGACGUUGAUAAUUCUAAGAAUAGUUGUCAGGAUUCAGAGGCAGAUGAAGACACAAGCCCAUGUUUUGAAGAACAAGAAGAUGGCAAUUCCUCUAAAGCAGCAAACAAAUCAUCAAAAUUUCAAACAGGAGAGAAUAAAAUUGAAUGUAAAAAACAGUACUCUACUAGGGUAUGUGAAGAUAGUGGAUCGAGCCUUCAGUUAGAAGGAGUAGAGAGUCCCACUGAAGAGGAUCAUUUACCCUCCAAAUCCCCUACGAUUACUGCUCUGAAUGUGGAAUGCAAAGGUCCCAAGCAAGCUGGGAGAAAGGAUUCUAAAAUAACAGAUCAUUUCAUGAGACUGCCUAGAGGAGAGGACAAAAGAAAAGAACAAUGUGAAUUCAAACACCAAAGACCAGACAGGAAGAUUUCCAAGUACAUUCCACCUCAUAUUUCCCCAGAUAAAAAAUGGCUUGGAACUCCUAUUGAGGAAUUGAGAAGAAUGCCUUUGUGUGGAGUUCGUCUUCCUCAUCUGAGACACUCUGCCAAUCAUACAGUAACUGUUCGGGUAGAUCUUUUGAAAGCUGGAGAAGUUCCUAAGCCUUUUCCAACACAUUAUAGGGAUUUAUGGGAUAAUAAACAUGUCAAAAUGCCUUGCUCAGAACAAAAUUUAUACCCUGUAGAAGAUGAGAAUGGCGAACGAACAGCAGGCAGUCGGUGGGAGCUCAUUCAGACAGCACUCCUUAACAAGUUCAACCGUCCCCAAAAUUUGAAGGAUGCUAUAUUGAAAUAUAACGUUGCAUAUGCCAAGAAAUGGGACUUUACAGCUUUGGUCGACUUUUGGGAUAAGGAGUUGAAGGAAGAUGCUCCUGUUAGGUCAGAAGACAGAAGGUUUGAUUGGCAUUUUAAAGAUAAUUCAUUCCACCUUAGACAUGAGGUCCUUGAAGAAGCAGAGGCCCAGCAUUUAUGUCAGUCCAUUCUGCCUGAUAUGGUGAAAUUAGCCCUUUGUCUGCCAGAUAUUUGCACUCAGCCAAUACCUUUACUGAAACAGAAGAUGAAUCACUCCAUCACGAUGUCACAAGAGCAGAUUGCUAGUCUUCUAGCCAAUGCUUUCUUUUGCACAUUUCCACGCCGAAAUGCUAAGAUGAAAUCGGAGUAUUCUAGUUACCCAGACAUUAACUUCAACAGAUUGUUUGAAGGAAGAUCAACGAGGAAGCCUGAGAAGCUUAAAACCCUCUUCUGCUAUUUUAGAAAAGUCACAGAGAAAAAACCUACUGGCUUGGUGACAUUUACAAGACAAAGUCUUCAAGAUUUUCCAGAAUGGGAAAGGUGUGAAAAAAAAUUAACUCGAUUACACGUAACUUAUGAAGGUACCAUAGAAGGAAAUGGACAAGGCAUGCUCCAGGUAGAUUUUGCUAAUCGCUUUGUUGGAGGGGGUGUAACCAGUGCAGGACUGGUACAGGAAGAAAUCAGAUUUUUAAUCAACCCUGAAUUGAUUGUAUCACGACUCAUCACUGAGGUGCUGGAUCACAAUGAAUGUCUUAUCAUCACAGGUACUGAACAGUACAGUGAAUACAUAGGCUAUGCAGAAACAUACCGUUGGGCCCGAAGCCAUGAUGAUAAGAGUGAAAUGGAUGACUGGCAGAGGCGCUGCACGGAAAUUGUUGCUAUUGACGCACUUCACUUCAGACGCUACCUCGAUCAGUUUGUGCCUGAGAAAAUCAAGCGGGAACUUAACAAGGCUUACUGUGGUUUUUUUCGACCUGGAUUUUCUUCUGAGAAUCUUUCAGCAGUGGCCACAGGAAACUGGGGAUGUGGUGCCUUUGGGGGUGAUGCUAGAUUAAAAGCCUUAAUACAGAUACUGGCUGCAGCUGCAGUUGAACGAGAUGUGGCUUAUUUCACUUUUGGGGAUUCAGAAUUGAUGAGAGACAUCUAUAACAUGCACACCUUCCUCACUGAAAGGGGACAGACAGUUGGGCAAAUUUAUAAGCUACUGCUCCGGUAUUACCAUGAAGAAUGCAAAAGCUGUUCCAGCUCAGGACCUGAUGUUAAGCUUUAUCCUUUCAUUUACAGUAUCAUUGACUCCUAUGCAGAUACCACCGACCACAAUGGGAAAAGGACCGGUUUCCGUGGAUUAGAAUGAAUGGGACUCCUCAGUCAGCAUGGAGCUUUUGUUUCCCUACUUCCCUGUCCUUCCAAUAUGCCGUUUGAAUUGUUGGGUGUAAUAUAGGGACUGGCUUAACUUAAUAGAAUUGUGUAUAUAAUCUUGCAUUUGUAAUCCAGUAUGCUGUCUCAUUUUGGAGAGAUGGAAUUUUUCAGGUUGUUCAUUUAAACCAUCUCUAUCCUGAUUUAGAGUCAGUCUUGCUAAAUAUAAUUUUUUUUUUCUUAUUCAUCAUAUUUCAGUCCAUAUUCUGUAGGCUCCAUAGUUCAUCAGAUUUCUUACUGAAAAACUUGUAAAAGGUUUUUCUUAAUUCUUCACUUUUCUUUUUUGAUGCCUAUAAAUCACACAAAAUGCCUCUGCAGCUAAGUGAGUACUAGUGAGUCCUGGAUAUUCUGUUUAAAAGCCCUAUACUUUUUUUUUUUAAUUGACUGUGCUCACAAGUAAUCCUUUCUCCUCCAUCUCAAAUUCAAGGAUUAUGUGUCUACAUUAUUUAAGUUUUUGAUUUACACACACACACACAUUUAUAUAUGGAUAUAGAUACACAUAUACAUUUCCACACAUGCGUAGCACAGUAUAAAAAUGUCCUGAAUUAAAUGUCUUCAAUAUAAAAAUGAUUAUUAUUAUUUUUUUUUUUUUGCUGGUGAAUUACCAUUUAUAUCAACUUGUCUGUCCUUUUUUCUUAAAACACAUUUUACUUUAUCAUAUUUUUGAAAUCCUACAAAGAUGGAGGAAAAUAUAAGGGAAAGGAAGAGGUCUGUGUGAAAACAAAAUACAGAUUUAAAAGCAUUGCAGCUUAAAAAAAAAAAAAAACUAGGAUCAAUAUAUGUGGUCAGUGGUGAAUGAGGAAGUGUGUAUAGCAAAAAAAUUAAGAACUGGAACUUGAAGCUAAUUUAUUUUUAUUGAAAUCAUUCUGACAUUUUGGGGGAUUUUAAGAGAUUUUUAGUGGAGUUUCAUUUAAAAGUUAUUCUUUCUCUUAUAGCUGUAUUUUCUUUAUAGACCAGUUUGGACUCCAGUAUAUUUAAUUUGUGUUCAUAAAAGAUAAAUGAAACUGAAGUGACAGAAAAUUAUUAGGCUUGGGCCUUAUCAGGGACUCUGUCUUCUGUUCUCUUAACUACAGUUAGAUGAACAUACAACUGGAAACCCCCUGUGAAUGGUUACAUACUUUUCAAGAAAUUAGAGAGAAGGGUUAUAUUAAUGAUUUGUUAUAUCAUGCACAAUUUAAGCAGAAAAAUAUGUGACCAGAUUUCCAAGACAGUUCUAGAAUAACCAGACUAUCAACUCUGGUUUGUUGUCAAUUAGUAGGAAAUAUUGUCCAGGUCAAGUUUUGUUGGGAGCACUUAUGGACCCCAAGUGGGAGAACUGGCAAGGACCUCAGCUGCGAUUUAGUUAAUAACACUCACUUUAGAGAAAAAGACAUAGAGGGUAUAUGCUUUACUGAAAAUCACUUAGCAAAUUAGUGGCAGAGCUCUGCUCAGACCUGGAUGUAUUGAUCUCAAUCUGUGACUCUCCCUUCUUUGACUGCUUCUUUAGGACUGCCUGGAUCCUGUUCUAAUAGAAUUGAACUGAUAUUGUACAAAUGCUUCCCCUUUUUAGGUACCUCAGGCAAUUCUCUAAGACUAUAAAAUUUACAGAUAAGUUCCUAAUCUGCAUCACUUCAGGUGAUUUUCAUAGUAGGAGUUUCCCAUGCUGAUGAAAUCACAAAUGUGGACCAAAAAUAUUGUUAGAAAUAGUUGGCCAUUCAUUAGCCAAGGCUUGAAUUUAUUUUUGUUUACAUACUUCACAUAACAGCUCAACUAAUUUUUGAAUGAUAAUGUAAAUUCAUUUUAACCAGUACUCAUAUAGAGUUUCACAUCCUUACAAUAAUAUCAUUAGAUUCUUUAUUGAGGCUGCUCUCGGUCCUAUUCCCUGACUGUUCUUUGUCUACUUUCCCAAACUUCUGCCCCUUUGUGAUCUUUCACCUUGAGAAGUAUUUUCAUGGAGCCAAUUAACAUUAGCUGUCAGUAUGGUGACAUUUUGCAUUUGUUGGUACACAUAUGAUUGGCAGUAGCUUUUAUCACAACAGCCAAAGAUACUAUUCAUUUUCAUGUAACCUAGCCAAAGGCUUGAAAUUUACUUUUUUUUUUUUUUCCUGUUAUUAAUAUCUUUCACCUUUCCUUCCAACCCACUUAAACCUUUGGCAAAGUAAUCAUAGUUAAAUUUUAUGUUCUUAUCUCCACUCCAGUAUUGAGUAGAUUGUUCUUCAAAUCAGUUUAAAGUAUACUGUAGAAAUGUACAAACCCAGGUGAAGGUAACCAGAGAUAAUGGUCUUCCAAACCUAAUGGGCCUCAUUCUCACUUCUUGGUGCUGAACUAGGGAAAUAAGUAGUUUCAUCUCUUUUUUCCAAGCUAGUUCCUUUUUAAAAAAUGUAACAAGCAUAGUACAUUUAGAUGGCAUAACAUUGAAAAAAAUGAUCAUUUCUGUGUGGGGAAAAAGGUUGGAGAGAGAAGUCAUCAUUAAAUGAUCAAUUUCCUCCUUAAUGACCUAUGAGCUAUUCAGACCAGAUUGAGACUACUGAGACCUUUGUUAUUAUUCAUCCAGAAAGUACCUGAGCUAAUAAUGUUUUUUUUUCACUGGAGUAUUUAAUAAUCAGAGGAAGGAAAAUUGCUAUCUCUACUGUGAGAUAUUUAUUGUCUUCUUAUCUACUUGAACUAAAGCUAAUGGUUUUCAUUGUCAUUUAAUGGUGUUUAUUCUUUUUUUCUGUAUAAAUGAGAAUAAAGAGGUGUCUUUAUAACCAUUCAGAAUUUUUUCAAUAUAUCAUAUACAUAUUAAUGAGAAAUUUCUCAGGUGUUGUUAGAGCGAGAAGGAAAGUUAAAUUUAAAUCAAAACUUGAUUAUCAUGUAAUUCAUACCCUAAUCUUCUUUAAAGAGCAACAGAACAGAAAAGCAAAUGAUAUUCAUUCACAUUCUUUACUAAGUGCCUGGCAUUGAUCAUUACUCAUGAGUGAGCAUUGGUUCUGACAUCUUCAAAUAGAUAGUUCUGACCCUUCUUCUUUGAAAUGAUGAUGGCAGCACAGGUUUGUAAGAUCAGUGUUUUGAAAAAGAGCUUUAACAGGAAUUCUCCCUGACCCAUACACUUCUCAGCAAUAUUACUUUUUUAGGGGGGAAAUUAACAUGCACUUAAUUCCCAUCUGCUUUCUCCCUUUUUUUUUUUUUUUUUUUUUUCUAGCAGUCUUUGUAGCCUCAUUUAGGAGUGUGCUUGGAGCCAGUUCUUUUUUCAGUGUGGGCAUUUAUACCUUGGGAAUCAGCAAACGUUGCAAAUCAGUCUUGUUGAUUAUUUAGACUUGGUAAAGCCAAUAGAGCAAACAAUGCAGGUUAAACUUCAAAAUAUGACACGUGUACAUCCCCUCCACCCCCCCAGAGCUGGUUAUUAACAUUUACCAGCAUGUGUACUACCAGCCAUCUCCAGUCUUUGUGAUAAAACAAGGAUAUCCUAAAAGCAGUUUUGCAAUUUAAGGAUUGGACUUUUGUCCCCUAUAAAAACUGAUUAUACAUAUUCUAUCUUUCACUUAGGAAGGGAAAAGCUUUAGGAUGAAAGGCAGGAAUUUAAACUAGUAGCCAGUCUUAAAUAAGCAUAUAUUAAGCACCUACUAUGUACUAGGCACUGUUAAAAUAAAAUUAAUUAUUUUGUAUUGUGCUUUAGUUGUCACAGGACACAAUAGAAUUAAGAGCUAAAAUUUCCCCCAAAUUUUUGACAUCAUCUAUUCUAGUACCAGAGUUUUCUUGGCUCUCAACAAUUCUGUUAUCUGUCAAGCCAUAAGACUUAACAGUUUUACCAAAUAGAAACAAUUAAAUCUCUGUGUUAACAUUUGACAAAUGAUUUGGUUUUUUCUUACAUUUUCUUCUAAAUUCCUGCUUAAUGCAUCAUAAUCAUUUUUAUUUAGAGAAUGGGAGGUGUCUGUAUGCUAAUGUUUACAUGAUUUUUAUAGGGAGACAAUAAAGAUGUUCUGAUCAUACU
Sarcophilus harrisii (Tasmanian devil) is the source of this 7381-nucleotide messenger RNA. It is a transcript of the gene PARG, whose product is annotated as poly(ADP-ribose) glycohydrolase. Gene Ontology annotation, cellular component: cytoplasm; nucleus. The transcript is spliced from 19 exons. NCBI's taxonomy places the organism in Eukaryota, Metazoa, Chordata, Mammalia, Dasyuromorphia, Dasyuridae. Gene Ontology annotation, biological process: regulation of DNA repair; nucleotide-sugar metabolic process; ATP generation from poly-ADP-D-ribose. The record is from RefSeq and is a predicted model, not a curated record. Gene Ontology annotation, molecular function: poly(ADP-ribose) glycohydrolase activity. Bases 317 to 3370 code for a protein of 1017 amino acids.